CCUCCACGGCAGCAUAUGGAGACUUGGAAAGUGAGCAACUGUAAGAAUGCCACUUGUAUCGACAACAACGUCACCUACACUAUGAAGACUUGCAGCGAGUCCACAAAGCCCAACUGUGUCUUUGUACGCAGUGUUUCUGACAGCGAUGGUUGCUGCACAUGGCAGUGCCAAUGCAAAUGCCAGGGAUGGGGAGACCCCCAUUACAUCACAUUUGAUGGUGUUCGGUACACCUUCCUGGAGGACUGCACUUACAUCCUGGUGGAGGAGAGGGUUAAGCAACAUAACCUUACAAUCCUUCUCGACAACUAUCAAUUCAACCGUGGAAACCCAGCCUCUUUUGUCAGGGGCCUCGUUGUCAACUACAAUGGGAACGCUGUCAACAUGAGCAUCCCAGCCACUCUGGGGAGAAGGCAGAACAUCAUCACGGUACAAUUUCUUCUGAUUACCAAUUGA
Lethenteron reissneri (Far Eastern brook lamprey) is the source of this 453-nucleotide messenger RNA. Its product is annotated as mucin-5B-like. The record is from RefSeq and is a predicted model, not a curated record. Lineage: Eukaryota; Metazoa; Chordata; Hyperoartia; Petromyzontiformes; Petromyzontidae.